AUGGGGAACUGGCUAUCGCGGGACAGGGGGAAGCCAGUCGAGCGGAGUCCAGCUGAGCGGAAGUCAAACGAGGGGGACACAAGCGAGCGGAAGCCGGUCGAGCGGAAGCCGGUCGAGCGGAAGCCGGUCGAGCGGAAGCCGAUCGAGUGGAAGCCGUUUGAACGGAAGCCAUUCGAGUGGGAAUUGAUUGAUAAGCAUCCGGUCGGGGGAAGCUCUCGCGGGGAUUGGGACAAGGCGUUUGCGCGGAGCCUUCGAUCUGCGAUCGUUGCGGAGAGCGCGGAGCGGCGCGGGGCGGAGGGGGGACUGGGAGAGGUUGGCCCUGCCCGGAUGGCGGAAGCACUCCGCGGUGAGGAAGGGGAAAGGCUAGCGCGCGUGGAGCAGGUGACGGGUAUAAGCGGAGGGGAAGGAUCGGGGGGCAAGCGCGGGGAUGCAGGGGGAGUAAUUGACGUGAAAGGCAUGUUAGCGGAGGGGGGUGCGGGCGAGGUGAAGGGGGAAGCGGAGGAAACGAGUGGAGUGGCGGAAGCGAUGGAGGAGGAUGCGGGAGGGGAAGCGGAACGGCCAGCGGGGGGAAGCGCGGGAGCGGAAGAAUUGAGGGAGGAGAUGAUGGUAGAGGCGGGGGUGGAGGGAGCGGGCGGAGCGGAGGAAGCAGGGUGCCCAGAGAAAGCAGGGGGAGCAGAGGGAGCGGAGGGAGCAGGGGCAGACGAGGAGCGGAGUAGAGCGAAGGGCGAGGGGGCUUCUGAGUGUGCGGCGCGGGAGGAGGGGGGCAUGGUGGAAGGGGGAGAGGGAGACGAGCAGAACGCGGAGGAAGAACUGCGGGGCGGGCUGCAGGAGGCGCAGCAGGAGCAGCGGCAAGAGGAGCAGCAAGAGGAGCAGCAAGAGGAGCAGCAAGAGGGACAGCAAGAGGGACAGCGAGAGGGAGAGCGAGAGGGACGGCAAGAGGAUGCGGGCGCUGCUGGGCUGGUGAAUGACGGGUGUGAGGAGGUGAUGAGAGACGAGGGAGGCGAGGGGUAUGAGGAGAGGACGGCAGGGGUGCGGAAUAAGGGUGAAGGGGAGAGGCAUGUGGGAGAGAGCGGUGUGGACGAGAGUGGUGUGCGAGAGACCAUGCUACUAGGAGAACCAGUGGAGGGAGACAUAGCAGGAAGGGAGGCGACGGGAGGAAGCAACAAGGAAGGGGAAGAGGGCCAUGAUGACGAGAAGGGCGGAGUGGUGGGGAGUGAGGGAGAAAGGGAUAUGGGGACGGACGGCGAGAAGGAGUUGUCGGUAGCUAAGGUAGAGCAUGAGGGAGGUGCUAAGGGGAGGGACGAGAGAGGGGAGGAGCGAGAGGAGGAGGGAAGGGAUGGCACAGGGGAGAAGGGAGGGGAGGAGGGAAGGAAGGAGGGGGUAGAGGAGGGAAGGAAAGAGGGAGGGGAGGAGGGAGGGGAGGAGGGAGGGGAGGAGAGACGGGAAGAGGGAGGGGACGAGGACGGCGGGAAAGGAGAAGUGGAGAAGGCAGAAGCGAAGGGAGAGGAGAGGAGGAAGAAGCUGUUGAUACUGGAUGUGAACGGGCUGCUGGUGGACACGUGCUAUGUGCGCGAUGGCAUUCCACCAGGCCAGCGCCCGCCAGACGGCCGCGCCAACAACUUCCAUGUGUACCGGCGGCCGUUCUGUGAGGAGUUUGCGCGCUUCUGCCUGGACAACUUCGUGGUCGCCGUGUGGUCCUCCUCCCGCAUGUACAACGUGUGUGCGCUGCUGGAGUUUGUCUUCCCACAGCAGCACCAGAACGAGAUCGCCUUCAUCUGGGACCAAGCGCGGUGCACGAACACAGGGCUGAAGCACCCAGCGAACCGCCACAAGCCCAUCUUCCUAAAGGAGCUGAGCCAUGUGUGGGGCAACGUGCACCAAGACAUGCCCUGGCCGCCCAGCACGUACGGCCCCUCCAACACGCUGCUGCUCGAUGACUCGCCCUACAAGGCCGUGCUUAACCCGGAGCACACAGCCAUCUUUCCGCAGACCUAUCAUCUCACUGACACUCUCGACAAUGCACUCGGUACCUACCUCUUCCUUCCCUUUUUCUAUCCUCGCUCUUGCUCUUCCCAUCUGCCAAGCAACAUCCACACCUCUUCCUCCUGCUUCAUUCCAUCAUGCCACAUACCAUCUUUCCCUCCUUUCUCUCCGUUCCCUUCCUUCCCUUUCAUACUGCUCUUUUCCCUUGCCGUUCAACGCCCCUCCUCCACCCCGUCUUCCCCAUUCCCCCCUUCCCCAGCACCCUCGGGAUCUCUCCGAGCAUACCUGUCACAGCUGGCAGCAGCAGCGGACGUCCCCACGUUCGUGUGCAGCAACCCCUUGGGCCUGCCUGCCGUCAGAGUCGCUCACUUGCACGACCUGCUGCUUCUUCUCCGCCCGCCGUCCCCUCCCGCACAUGCCUCUGCUGCUCCUGCUAGAGGCGCUUCACAUCGUGCUUCUGCCCCCUCCCAUGCUGCUGCUGCUGCUGCUGCUGUGGGUGCUUCUGGAAAAGGGGGCGGUGGGUUUGGGGGGGAUGCAGCUAGGCAGAAGAGGAAAAAGAAGCAGAAGAAGAAGCAGAAGAAAAAGAAACAGAAGAAGCAGAAGGAGGCGUUGGCGCAGCAGCAGGGGGGUGAGAAGGAAGGAGGGGAGGAUGAGAGCAUGCAUGGUUCAAGUGCACUGGGAGGGAGUGCUUCCUUGAAUCAGCAUGUUGGUGGUGGUGAGGGAGGAGUGGUUGAGGAAACAGCUAGGCGGAAAGUAGAAGUGUCAGAAGGAGAAGAAGAAGAUGAAGGAGAGGAGGACGACGAGGAAGAAGAGGAGGAUGAGGAGGGGGAUGAGGAGGAUGGGGAGGAGGAGGAAGAGGAAACUGGUGAUGGCGCCGAGGGUGUUGAGAAUGCUGCUGGGGCUGGAGCUGCGUCUGUGCCUGUCACUAAUGGAGCCCCCACCCCUUCUGCUACUGAGUGGGUCCCAGCGGUACCUGUUACCCACCACAGUCGCUGGGACCAGAAGCAAGGCUCUUUCGCUGCUGCCUCUGCUAAUGCUUCUGCUGCUGGUGGUUGCAGUGACUUUGCUGGUCGUGGUGACCUCACCACAGGGCCUAUCCGUGGGACUGCGGCAACAACAACAGCAGCAGCAGCAGCAGCAGCAGCAGCAGCAGCAGCAGCAGCAGCAGCAGCAGCAGCAGCAGCAAUACCCUAA
Closterium sp. NIES-65 is the source of this 3177-nucleotide messenger RNA. NCBI's taxonomy places the organism in Eukaryota, Viridiplantae, Streptophyta, Zygnematophyceae, Desmidiales, Closteriaceae. The record is from the annotation of a GenBank genome assembly.